This is a messenger RNA of Emys orbicularis (European pond turtle), 6234 nucleotides long. RefSeq names its product agrin (gene AGRN). The transcript is spliced from 39 exons. The record is from RefSeq and is a predicted model, not a curated record. Gene Ontology annotation, biological process: G protein-coupled acetylcholine receptor signaling pathway; receptor clustering; neuromuscular junction development. Gene Ontology annotation, molecular function: laminin binding; calcium ion binding. NCBI's taxonomy places the organism in Eukaryota, Metazoa, Chordata, Testudines, Emydidae. The coding region runs from base 1 to 6234 and encodes 2077 amino acids.
AUGGGGGGAAGGCGGAGCGGGGCUGCGGGGCUCUCUGCCUGGGCGCUGGCGCUGCUGGCCGUGGGGCUGGGGGGCUGCUCGGGCAGCUGUCCCGAGAGGGAGUUGGAGAGGAGAGAGGAAGAGGCGAACGUGGUGCUGACGGGCACGGUGGAGGAGAUCAUGAACAUGGACCCGGUUCAUCACACUUACUCCUGCAAGGUGAGAGUCUGGCGGUACCUAAAAGGCAAAGACAUCGUGACGCACAAAAUCCUCUUGGACGGUGGGAACAAAGUGGUAAUCAGCGGCUUCGGGGACCCCUUAAUUUGCGACAACCAGGUCUCGACGGGGGACACCCGCAUUUUCUUCGUCAACCCAGCCCCCCACUACCUGUGGCCCGAACACAAGAACGAGUUGAUGCUGAAUUCCAGCCUGAUGCGGAUUACCCUGCGCAACCUGGAAGAGGUGGAACACUGCGUGGAAGAACAUAGGAGGCUUCUCGCGGACAAGCCCGGUAACUAUUUCCCGCCGCCGCCGCCAACGCCGCAGGAUGUGUGCCGAGGAAUGCUGUGCGGAUUCGGAGCCAUAUGCGAGAGGAGCACCACCAACUCCUCCCAGGCCUCCUGUGUCUGCAAGAAGACUACCUGCCCGGUGGUGGUGGCCCCCGUCUGUGGCUCGGACUAUUCCACCUACAGCAACGAGUGCGAGCUGGAGAAAGCCCAGUGCAACCAGCAGAGGCGGAUCAAAGUCAUCAGCAAGGGGGCAUGCGGUUCCAAGGACCCCUGUGCAGAGGUGACGUGCAGCUUCGGCAGCACCUGCGCCCGCUCCACGGACGGCCAGUCGGCCAAGUGCAUCUGCCCGGCCUCGUGCGGCGGCGCGGCCGAGAGCACGGUGUGCGGCAGCGAUGGCAAGGACUACCGCAGCGAAUGCCUGCUCAACAAGCACGCCUGCGACAAGCAGGAGAACGUCUUCAAGAAGUUGGACGGGCCCUGCGACCCUUGCAGGAGCACUCUCAAUGACCUGAACCGGGUGUGCCGGGUAAACCCCCGCACUCGCAGAGCAGACCUGCUCUCCCGGCCUGAAAACUGCCCUCCGAAGAGGGACCCGGUGUGUGGCGACGACGGGGUGACCUACGACAACGAGUGCGUCAUGGGGCGGUCGGGCGCCAUCCGGGGGCUGGAGAUCCAGAAGGUGCGUUCGGGGCACUGCCAGCCUCAGGACAAGUGCCAGGCCGAGUGCAAGUUCAACGCCGUGUGCCUCAACCGCCGUGGCACCGCCCGCUGCUCCUGCGACCGAAUCGCCUGCGACGGCGCCUACCGGCCCGUCUGUGCCGGGGACAGCCGGACCUACAGCAACGACUGCGAGCGCCAGAAGGCGGAGUGCCAGCAGAAAGCCGCCAUCCCCGCGAAGCACGAGGGCCCUUGUGACCUGGGCAUGCCCAGCCCGUGCCUGAGCGUGGAGUGCACCUUCGGGGCCACCUGCGUGGUGAAGAACCGGGAGGCGGUGUGCGAGUGCCAGCAGGUAUGCCUCAGCCGCUACGACCCCGUGUGCGGCAGCGACAACCGCACCUAUGGCAACCCCUGCGAGCUGGACGCCAUGGCCUGCGUCCUCAGGAAGGAGAUCAAAGUGAAGCACAAAGGGCCUUGCGACCGGUGUAGCAAGUGUCAGUUCGGUGCCAUCUGUGAGGCGGAGACGGGCAGGUGCGUGUGCCCAACAGAAUGCGUCUCCUCCUCCCAGCCGGUCUGCGGCACGGACGGGAACACCUACGGCAGCGAGUGCGAGCUCCACGUCCGGGCGUGCACGCAGCAGACCAACAUCCAGGUGGCCGCGCAAGGAGACUGCAAGUCGUGCGGCAGCGCUGUCUGUGCCUUCGGGAGCAAGUGCGUGGGCGGGCAGUGUGUGUGCCCGCGCUGCGAGAGGCAGCCCUUCUCCCAGGUGUGUGGCAGCGACGGCGUCACCUACGACAGCCCGUGCGAGCUGCAGGUGGCUUCCUGCCAGCAGAAGAAGGCCAUCGAGGUUUCCAGGACGGGACCUUGUGAGGAGGAGUGUGGCUCGGGGGGCUCAGGCUCUGGGGAUGAUAACGAGUGCGAACAGGACCGCUGCCGGCAGUACGGGGGCUCGUGGGACGAGGACGUGGAGGACGACCGCUGUGUGUGUGACUUCACCUGCCUGGCCGUGCCACGUAACCCGGUGUGCGGCUCUGACGGUGCGACCUAUGCCAACGAGUGUGAGCUCAAGAAGACACGCUGCGAGAAACGCCAGGACCUCUACGUCACCAGCCAAGGAGCCUGCCGCGUUAUUGGAACGCCUCCCCCGCCGCUCCUGGUUCUGCACUGCAGCCAGACCAUCUAUGGAUGUUGUCCAGACAAUACAACCGUGGCCCUCGGCGUGGGCUCGGCUGGCUGCCCAAGCACCUGUCAGUGUUACCCCUACGGCUCGUAUGGGGGGGCCUGCGACCCCACCACCGGCCAGUGCUCCUGCAAGCCGGGGGUGGGGGGCCUGAAGUGCGACCGCUGUGAACCCGGCUUCUGGAACUUCCGCGGGAUAGUCACGGACAGCAAGAGCGGCUGCACCCCUUGUCACUGCGACCCGGUGGGCUCGGUGCGUGACGACUGUGAGCAGAUGACCGGACUGUGCUCGUGCAAGACGGGCAUCACCGGCAUGAAAUGCAACCAGUGCCCCAACGGCAGCAAGCUGGGGAUGACGGGCUGCGAGAAAGAUCCCUCCGCGCCAAAGUCCUGCCGCGAGCUGAGCUGCGAGUUCGGGGCGUCGUGCGUGGAGGUCAGUGGCUUUGCCCACUGCGAGUGCCCGUCCCCGCUGUGCAUGGAGGCCAACAUGACCAAGGUCUGUGGCUCUGACGGAGUGACCUACGGUGACCAGUGCCAGCUGAAGACCAUUGCGUGCCGGCAGGGACAGGUCAUCAAGGUGAAGCAUGUUGGGCAAUGCCAUGAAUCCAUCACCCACGUGAGUCACACCGUACAGCCCAUGCCACUGCCCACGCUGCCCCUGGACAAGCUCCUCCACCCCCCGCCUCUAAGGCUUACCACCCCGGCCCCCAACCCCACGGAGACAGCCACCAGUUCCCUGCUGUUCAAAGCCAGGCCCAUUCCUAGAAGCCAGCCUGCCACGGUACGGGUGACCACUGCCCGGCCGGCGACCACCACCUGGACCACCCAGGGGAUCCGCAGGACUACCAUCCGCCCCCUCUCCACCACUCCUGUGGUCCUGGCCACCCCCCCACCUGCGUACUCGGAGUCUGGCAGUGCAGAAGGCAGCGGGGACCCAGAACUGGGCAUCAGUGGGGACCAGGAAGCCAGUGGGGCUGGCUCUGCCGGGGAAGAGGAGCCAGAGGAGAGCCAAGUGACAUCCACCCCCGCCAUCGAAAGAGCCACGUGUUAUAACUCCCCUCUGGGAUGCUGCUCGGAUGGCAAGACGGCAGCUGUUGACGCAGAAGGAAGCAACUGCCCGGCCACCAAGGUCUUCCAGGGAGUCCUCAUCUUGGAGGAGGUGGAGGGCCAGGAGCUGUUCUACACGCCCGAGAUGGCUGACCCCAAAUCGGAGCUCUUUGGGGAAACGGCCAGGAGCAUCGAGAGCGCGCUGGACGAGCUUUUCCGGAACUCCGACGUGAAGAAGGAUUUCAAGAGCAUCCGCGUGCGAGACCUGGGCCAGAGCAGCGCAGUCCGCGUUAUCGUGGAGUCCCACUUUGACCCAGCCACCUCCUAUGCAGCGGCGGACGUGCAGAGGGCCCUGCUCAAGCAGAUCAAGGCCUCCAAGAAGAGGCCCAUCCUCGUGAAGAAGCCUCAGCAGGACCACAUCAAAUUCAUGGACUUUGACUGGAUUCCCAGGCUUUUCACCACCACGACCACCACCACCACUGCCACCACCAUGGCGCCUAUCACCACCCGGAGGUUUACCGCCCCCACCGCUGCCCACGUCCUGCCCCCGGAGGCCAUGGAGAGGCCCAGCACCAAGAUGGCAGGGCCCGCCACCACCAGGAGACCCACCACCACCACCGUGCCGGCCACCACCCGGAGGAAGCCCACGCGCCAGCCCCCCGCCACCAAGAAGCCGGCCCGGCCCUGUGAUUCCCACCCCUGCCUGCACGGCGGCACCUGCGAAGACGACGGGAAGGACUUCACCUGCAGCUGCCCUGCGGGGAAAGGGGGCGCCGUCUGCGAGAAAUCCAUCAGGUACUUCAUCCCCGGCUUCGGCGGGAAGUCCUACCUGGCCUUCAAGAUGAUGAAGGCCUACCACACGGUGCGCAUCGCCAUGGAGUUCCGGGCCUCCGAGCUCAGCGGGCUGCUGCUCUACAACGGGCAGAACCAGGGCAAGGACUUCAUCUCCCUGGCGCUGGUCAACAGCUUCGUGGAGCUCCGGUUCAACACAGGGUCUGGUACAGGCGUCAUCACCAGCAAGGUGCCCGUGGAGCCUGGCAAGUGGCACCAGCUGGUGGUGAACCGGAACCGCCGCAAUGGCAUGCUGUCGGUGGACGGGGAGCCCCACGUGAACGGGGAGAGCCCGAGCGGUACUGACGGGCUGAACCUCGAUACAGAUCUGUUCAUCGGAGGGGUGCCGGAAGACCAGAUGGCUGUGGUGGCAGAUCGCACGUCAGCCACCGCCGGCCUGAAGGGCUGCAUCCGCCUGCUGGACGUGAACAACCAGAUGUAUGACCUGCGGGAGAAGGGCAGCGACGUGCUGUACGGCAGCGGGGUGGGCGAGUGCGGGAACAACCCUUGCCACCCCAACCCCUGCCACCACGGCGCCAUCUGCCACGUCAAGGAGGCCGAGAUGUUCCACUGCCAGUGUCUCAACGGCUACACGGGUCCGACCUGUGCCGAUGAGAGGAACCCAUGUGAGCCCAGCCCGUGCCACGUCUCUGCCACCUGCCUGGUGCUGCCCGAGGGAGGCGCCAAGUGCGAGUGCCCCAUGGGGCGGGAAGGGGAGUUCUGCGAGGCAGUGACGGAGCAGGACCAGACCCGGCCGUUCCUCCCGGAGUUCAACGGCUUCUCCUACCUGGAGCUGAGAGGGCUGCAGACCUUUGGGCGCGAGCUGCAGGACAAGAUGUCCAUGGAGGUCGUGUUCCUGGCCAGGAACCCCAGCGGCAUGAUCUUCUACAACGGGCAGAAGACGGACGGCAAAGGGGACUUUAUCUCUCUGGCCUUGCACGAUGGCUACCUGGAGUAUAGAUACGACCUGGGCAAGGGGGCAGCUGUGCUCAAGAGCAAGGAGCCAGUCCCUCUGAACACCUGGAAUAGUGUGUCGCUGGAGAGGAACGGGCGCAAGGGGGUGAUGCGGAUUAACAACGGCGAGAGGGUGAUGGGAGAGUCACCGAAAUCCCGUAAGGUUCCUCACACCUCCCUGAAUCUGAAGGAGCCCCUCUACGUGGGGGGAGCGCCCGACUUCAGCAAGCUGGCGCGCGCCGCGGCCAUCUCCACCAGCUUUGACGGAGCCGUGCAGAGGAUCUCCAUUAAGGGCGUCCCGGUCCUGAAGGAAGAGAACAUCCACAGCGCCAUUGAGAUCUCUGCCUUCCGCUCCCACCCCUGCUCCCAGAAACCCAACCCCUGCCAGAACGGAGGCAUGUGCACCCCCCGGCUAGAGAACUACGAGUGCGCCUGCCAGAGGGGCUUCUCCGGGGCACGCUGCGAGAAAGUGAUCAUCGAGAAGGCAGCAGGAGAUUCAGAGGCCAUUGCCUUUGAUGGCAGGACCUACCUGGAGUACCACAAUGCCGUGACAAAGAGUCCCGAAGCGCUGGACUAUGCCCCGGAUCACAGCGAGAAGGCCUUGCAGGAGAACCACUUUGAACUGAGCAUCAAGACGGAAGCCACCCAGGGUCUGAUCCUGUGGAGCGGGAAGGGGCUGGAGCGGUCGGACUACAUCGCCCUGGCCGUAGUGGAUGGUUAUGUGCAGAUGACCUAUGACCUUGGCUCCAAGCCAGUUGUCCUGCGUUCCACGGUGCCAGUGAACACGAACCAGUGGAUUCAAAUCAAAGCGUACAGAGUACACAGAGACGGCUCCUUGCAGGUUGGCAACGAAGCCCCCAUAACUGGUUCUUCCCCUCUUGGAGCAACUCAGCUAGACACCGAUGGAGCCCUUUGGCUGGGGGGAAUAGAGAAGCUCAGCCUGGCUCACAAACUGCCCAAGGCCUACAGCACCGGCUUUAUUGGCUGCAUAAGGGACGUGAUAGUCGACCGCCAAGAACUGCAUCUGGUGGAGGACGCUUUAAACAACCAGACGAUAUUACACUGCUCAGCCAAAUAA